CGUGUCGCUUGUUGCAACUGGGCCCUUGUGGGCGCUACGCUUUUUAGAUCCCUGGAUGGCCGGGCAGCCGCUCGCGGCCAGCCCUGGGCGCGAGCAAUGGGCCAAUUGAGGCCGAUACGGGCUGCAGUCGCGCUUUGGCUGCUGGCCAGUGGCCUUGCCUGGUGCCACCUCUCACGAGGCGCUGCAGGUAGCGCGGUGGCCCUGUCGGCGAGGUCCGCCAAGAGUGGCCGGCAGGAGAGGCUUGGCUCGCCGGACAGUCGGAGGAGCUUGCGGCCUGCGCCGCUGCGCGGCCUGGUGCGCGAGCUUUCGCCGGGCCUCGCCCAGGUGCAGCUGUGCUGGGACGGAGGCCAAGCUUCCCCUUUCUUCGGCUCCUUGCGGCAGGGCCAAGCAAGGCUCCUCAAGGGUCAGGAGGUGAGCGUGCACAUCCUUCCUCUGGAUGAGCCGGGCUUGCAGCUCCGCUUGACGGACGAAGGCGCUUUGACCGGGACUUCACUCCGGAAAGGUCCGGGCCAGCCGGCAGAUCAGAAGUCUCCCGGAGCGGUUCCCAAAAAAGGGGAUCGCGCCGUGGAACGCGUGAACUGGAUCGAUGCGGAGCCCUUGCCGUACCUGCUGUGUGGUGCGGUGGCCCCUUGUGUGAGGGCCUCGGUGCUGGCGGCCUCCGCCGAAAAAGCGGAGGCCCGGCUCUUCUGGGACUCGCCCUUGGGGGAGCAGCUGUCACCGCUGGUGGCGACCAUUUCCGCCAAGGCAGUCCAGGAGGUGUUCAACCUCACAAACGUCAAGUGCAGUGACUACCUGCACGAGAAUCAGCCGGUGAGCUUGGCACUGAGUGGCGAGACAUGGACGCUGUCACCGCGACAGCCUGUGGUUCUUCCACCCGUGGAAGGCGAUUCCACCUCCUUGCCCCCGCCCCACUGGCAGCGGCGCCUGCGCUCUGCGAAGCUCCGGCCCUCUGCCACAGCUGCGGCCUGGCGUCGAGACCCCGACGAGGUGAUUAGUGCCGUCGAGGCUCAGUUCGGUCCGCUGAGCGCCUGGAAGCUGUCGCCGGAGCUGGGGGCGGCUGCCUCGCUGAUGAGCACUGGGCAAGACCUGGCCAUCUCGGGGGCGAUGCCCGUGGGCCAACGCCUGGGUCUCCUCACCUUCCUCAUCGCUUUGCACCUCCAACGCCUGCCCAAUGCGCCACCGACACCGCCAGCGGUGCUUUUCCUUGGCGCCGGGGCGGGGGUGAGGCUGUCACGAUUCUGCGGGCGUAAGACGGAGGAGCGGACGGAGGAGCACUGGAAGCAGGUUGAGGCGCAGACGCUUGCUGGAUCACCUUCGGAGGUCCUGGCCAAAGUGAAUGGAGAUGGCUACCUGCUCUCCCGCGUCUCGCUGGUCGUGGUGGAGAUGCCAAUCGCCGGGCGACAGCAGAAGGAGCUGAAGGCCUUGCUGGCGCGACUGCCGGCGGGUCGGUGGCCCUCCAUCCUGUGGCAGAGGGAGGACUCUGACUGCGGGUUGGAGGAGCUCUUGGUGGAUCGCCCUGCGCGACUGCACCUCGCCAAUGCGCUCUACGGCGCGAAGGAGCGGGUGCAGGUGGUCUCAGACCACCUCCCCAGCGUGGCCCUGGCUGCGCGGCGCUUGCCCAGGCAGAGCGUUGUGAUCUUUGCCAAGGCCAAGGACCAGCUCUGGUCUGAGCUCCGCAAAGCACUGCCCCCUGCAGUCCUGGAGAAGUCCAGGCUGCGGGUUCUGGAGCCCGAGGAUGCGCUGGAAGGCGUGGUGGACGUGAUCAUCCACACCACUCCCCCGCCCAAUCAGACAGAGUACUUCCAGCGUCUCGCUAGCUGCAGAGAUUUGGCGAUGGCUCACAUUGUCACGAAGAAGGUCAACGGGGAGAGCAGGUUGGAGGAUGACUGGUUGGACUUCGCACGCUAUGCUGUGGAUGUUGCUGCUGACACAGGCUCGAACUUCCGACGACUCCGGCAGCUCAUCAGGAAAACCGCGGCAGCCUUGGCCAAGCGCAAGAAGAAACCAGCAGACUGGACGGAAUCCUUCGAGGAGGAUUAUGUGGCUGGAGAGUCCAAGGAGCCCGUGUGGCGAGCGGGGGUGGCAGAGACGGAUGCAGAGCUGAUCUUCGAUGCUGGCCUGUAGUGGC
Messenger RNA from Effrenium voratum, 2128 nucleotides. The record is from the annotation of a GenBank genome assembly. NCBI's taxonomy places the organism in Eukaryota, Dinophyceae, Suessiales, Symbiodiniaceae.